AGCCCUUUUCACACGAUGAUAAUUAUGGUACUAUAUCCAGCAUACUAUCUAGUCUAGUAUAUUGCGUGUACUACCUAGUAUACUAGUACCUGUAUGUAUUCUAUUCACACCAUAAUGUGCUAUGCACUAUAAAAUGUACUAGCUGCAAAAUGAUAACGAAAUACUUAGUAUGGAUUCUCGUGAAAAAAUGUUAGUUAUUGCUGCUAGUAUUAUUGGGCAUAACAUAAUAUUAAUACACAAGUUAUUAAAAGCACCAAAAAAAAGAAAUUUGUGGGUGAAAGAAUGGAUUUCUCGUCGAGAAAAAGGUCUAGGUUCUUUUAGUAUGCUACAAAACGAAUUAUUAAUAGAAGAUGAAAAAUCAUACAUGAACUAUUUGAGAAUGGAUUCGGAUAUGUUCAACGAAAUUUUAAUUAAAAUAACUCCAGCUAUUGCCCGAAUGGAUACUGUAAUGAGACAAUGUAUAAAACCACCAGAAAGAUUAAUGGCAACAUUAAGGUUUAUAGCUACUGGUGAAAGCUAUACAAAUCUUCAUUACUCUACUCGUAUUGCAACCAAUACAUUGAGCAUCCUUAUACCAGACACUUUGAAUGCAAUUUAUGAAGCUUUUAAAGAUGAAAUUAAGCUUCCAUCUACAACAGAAGAGUGGGAUGUUAUUGCAGAUCAAUUUGUUUCCUUUUGGAAUUUCCCUCACUGCAUAGGUGCUCUCGAUGGGAAGCAUAUUAAUUUCAUACCUCCCCGUUCAAGUGGUUCAUACUAUAGAAACUAUAAAGGGACAGAUAGCAUUAUUCUGCUUGCUUUAGUUGAUGCCAAUCACAAAUUUAUUUGGAUAAAUGUAGGUUCUAAUGGAAGAAACCAUGAUGCUGCUGUGUAUAGAGAAAGUAACUUAGCGAUAAGCUUAUCAAUUUUUGGAAAAUUACUUCUAAUGGUUUCAGCGACUCUAUGUAUACCGUGAGCCAGGCAAGUUAUGUGCACUAUUUUAGAAUAUAAAACUUUAAUUGUAGAAGCUGCUUUGACCAUAUAAGGGGCCGAGUCGGAUAAAAAUAACUGUUUUUAGAUGUUGUGUCACAAUAUAUCGUCUAUCGGCACAUACUUGCACUUCACACAUUUUACAAAAGAGAAUACUGCCAUCAGAAGAAAAUAAUAUAGCGUCACCAAAUUCUGAUACGUAAUUUUUUAAAAUGGCUGAUUUAAUCGGUUUGACUUUUGGCAUUUUAACGGACGAAAUAGACACG
Molecule: messenger RNA, 1232 nt
Organism: Myzus persicae (green peach aphid)
Lineage: Eukaryota; Metazoa; Arthropoda; Insecta; Hemiptera; Aphididae
Exons: 5
Coding region: 170-952 (260 amino acids)
Source: RefSeq, a predicted model, not a curated record